Molecule: messenger RNA, 297 nt
Organism: Rhea pennata
Lineage: Eukaryota; Metazoa; Chordata; Aves; Rheiformes; Rheidae
Source: the annotation of a RefSeq genome assembly
AUGUCCCUACUACACUUAAGCUUUUACUCAGCAUUCGCCCUGAGCAGCCUAGGUUUAGCCUUCCAUCGAACCCACUUCAUCUCGGCCCUGCUCUGUCUAGAGGGCAUAAUACUUGCCCUAUACAUCGCCCUCUCAACCUGACCUAUCCAAACCCACACUCCUUCAUUCACCCUGGUCCCUAUCCUCAUACUAGCCUUCUCCGCUUGCGAAGCAGGCAUAGGCCUAGCCAUACUAGUAGCGUCUACUCGAACCCACGGCUCCGACCACCUCCACAACCUCAACCUUCUACAAUGCUAA